Messenger RNA from Cephus cinctus (wheat stem sawfly), 2695 nucleotides. It is a transcript of the gene Xpd, whose product is annotated as general transcription and DNA repair factor IIH helicase subunit XPD. NCBI's taxonomy places the organism in Eukaryota, Metazoa, Arthropoda, Insecta, Hymenoptera, Cephidae. Gene Ontology annotation, cellular component: nucleus. Bases 136 to 2415 code for a protein of 759 amino acids. The transcript is spliced from 13 exons. Gene Ontology annotation, molecular function: hydrolase activity, acting on acid anhydrides, in phosphorus-containing anhydrides; damaged DNA binding; ATP binding. The record is from RefSeq and is a predicted model, not a curated record. Gene Ontology annotation, biological process: positive regulation of mitotic recombination; transcription by RNA polymerase II; nucleotide-excision repair.
AAUCAAUUUCAUAAAACAGAAGCGCACAAUAAUACAUAACCUGAGUAUUUGAAAAACGUUUGAAUUGUUGCUCCAAAAAAACUUGUCAAGCGGUGAAAUUAAUUUUAAUUGCUUUUUUAUGACAAAAAGCACGAGAUGAAGAUCAGUGUUGAUGGACUUAUUGUAUAUUUUCCAUAUGAUUACAUUUAUCCAGAACAAUAUGCAUAUAUGCUGGAACUCAAACGAGGCUUGGAUGCAAAAGGCCAUUGUCUUUUGGAGAUGCCUUCAGGCACAGGGAAAACAAUAACUUUGCUUUCUUUAAUAGUUGCAUACAUGCUAGAGAAUCCUCUGGAUGUCACAAAGUUAAUUUAUUGCUCUAGAACAGUUCCUGAGAUUGAGAAAGUUCUAGAGGAAUUAAAAAAGCUCAUAGAAUAUUAUGAAAAAGAAACUAAAUCUAAGCCAAAAAUCGUUGGUUUGGUAUUGAGCUCUAGGAAAAAUAUGUGCAUUCACCCUGAGGUGAGCAGAGAACGCGAAGGUAAAGUAGUAGAUGGCCGGUGUCAUGCCCUCACAGCUUCAUAUGUUAGAGAAAGGCACAACUAUGAUGAGACAACACCCAUUUGUGCUUACUAUGAGGGUUUUGAUAUGGAUGGGCGUCAGGAGAUGAUGCCUCCUGGUAUUUAUUCUAUAGAUGAUCUUAAGGAAUAUGGAAGAGACAGAAAUUGGUGUCCUUAUUUCUUGGCCAGAUUUACUAUUUUACAUGCACAAAUUGUUGUAUACAGUUAUCACUAUUUAUUGGAUCCAAAAAUUGCGGAAACAGUAUCCAAAGAAUUAAGCAAAAGUUCUGUAGUCGUAUUUGACGAAGCUCAUAACAUUGAUAACGUAUGCAUAGAUGCAAUGAGUGUAAAAAUAAACAGAAGAAUCAUGGAGAAGAGUUCAGCGAACAUUCAACUGCUGGAAAAAACAGUAGCAGAAAUGAGGGAAGAUGACGUAAAUAAAUUAAAAGAUGAAUAUAACAGAUUGGUUGAUGGAUUAAAAGAUGCGCAGGUUGCUCGAGAAACAGAUAUUAUUUUGGCUAAUCCAAUAUUACCAGACGAGGUGCUGGAAGAGGUAGUGCCUGGUAAUAUCAGAAAGGCUGAACACUUUGUAAGUUUUCUCAAGCGUUUUGUGGAGUAUUUGAAAACCCGUUUACGAGUACAGCACGUGGUGCAAGAAUCACCCGCUAUAUUUCUACGGGACAUACAAACGAAAGUCUGCAUAGAACGUAAACCAUUAAGAUUCUGUGCUGAGAGAUUAGCAUCACUAUUGCGAACCAUGGAAAUCACUGAUCUCACUGAUUUCUCUCCACUCACUCUGAUUACACAUCUUGCGACACUGGUGUCGACGUAUACGAAAGGAUUCACAAUAAUAGUCGAGCCCUUUGAUGAUAAAACGCCAACAGUAUUGAAUCCUGUAUUACAUUUCAGUUGUUUAGAUUCAUCCAUAGCAAUGAAACCAAUAUUUGAUAGGUUUCAAUCGGUAAUCAUCACCUCAGGAACGUUAUCACCAUUGGAUAUGUAUCCAAAAAUUCUAAAUUUUCAUCCUGUUAUAAUGUCAUCGUUUACCAUGACACUAGCCAGACCGUGUUUAUUACCAAUGAUUGUAACAAAAGGAAGCGAUCAAGUAGCAAUUUCAUCAAAAUACGAAACAAGAGAUGAUGUCGCUGUUAUAAGGAAUUAUGGUCAGUUACUAGUAGAAUUUGCUGCUAAUGUUCCUGAUGGUAUAGUCUGCUUUUUCACUUCAUACUUGUACAUGGAAUCUGUCGUUGCUGCUUGGUAUGAUCAGGGUAUUGUGGAUCAACUUCAAAGAUAUAAACUGUUAUUUAUCGAAACUCAGGAUUCGGCUGAAACAAGUUUAGCACUAACGUAUUUCGUGAAAGCGUGCGAAAAUGGAAGAGGAGCUGUUUUCCUUUCUGUGGCACGUGGAAAAGUGUCGGAAGGUGUUGAUUUUGAUCAUCAUCUAGGCAGAGCUGUACUUAUGUUCGGUAUACCUUACGUAUACACACAAUCACGAAUUUUGAAAGCUAGAUUGGAGUAUCUUCGUGAUCAGUUUCAAAUAAGAGAAAAUGACUUCUUGACAUUUGACGCUAUGAGGCAUGCGGCACAGUGUGUAGGACGUGCCAUUAGAGGAAAAACUGACUACGGUAUCAUGGUUUUUGCAGACAAGCGAUUUUCAAGAGCCGACAAACGCAGCAAAUUACCCAAAUGGAUUCAGGAACAUCUGACUGAUAGCUUGUGCAAUUUAUCUACCGAAGAGGCGAUACAGAUCAGUAAAAGAUGGCUACGACAAAUGGCUCAGCCGUUCACUCGCGAGGAUCAAUUGGGCCUGUCACUCCUUACUAAAGAGCAGUUAGAGAAGGAGGAAGCUAGCAAAAUAGAAGAACAAGCGCAGCAAAAUUAAAAUGUGGAGUUUUGUGAUUAUGCUCAUGGUAGCUGUAGGUGUUGCUCGACAGUUUGCCUAUUCAACGACAGAAACAAUAUAUUCAGUACUUGAAGUAUCAUUACUGCAGACGGAGGAAUACUUGUCAGACUUUUAUACUCUACAUUUAUAUUAAUGUUUUUGUUUAAUCUCUCAAAUUAUAUCUUUGAAUGUCGUAAGUGUACAAUGUGCAAGGAUUUUUUAAGAAAAUCUAAGUGCGAUUAAAAAAGUUUAAUAACAAAUUAUGAUGAUGAAUAUUUAA